This is a messenger RNA of Linepithema humile (Argentine ant), 4532 nucleotides long. Its product is annotated as insulin-degrading enzyme-like. Gene Ontology annotation, molecular function: metalloendopeptidase activity; metal ion binding. The record is from RefSeq and is a predicted model, not a curated record. Gene Ontology annotation, cellular component: cytosol; mitochondrion. NCBI's taxonomy places the organism in Eukaryota, Metazoa, Arthropoda, Insecta, Hymenoptera, Formicidae. Gene Ontology annotation, biological process: peptide catabolic process.
GAGAGAGAGAGAGACAAGCCGCAAUGAAUGUAACAUAACGCUCCUUCGAGUCGGAGGGGCAGGAACCUACCGUUAACUGAGCUAUAAAUUAUAAAUAUUGUAUAAGAGGAUUAAUAUAAUAAUAAUUAUUAUUAUUAUCAUUAUUAUCAUUAUUAUUAAUUGGUUUGGCGAAUUCUAAUCUGUUCACCGAUCGCGCUACGAGAGAUACGAAUUUUUCCGCACGGAAAUUGACACCUCAUUAUUUAUGUGUAUUUCAUUUUUUCGGAUGUUUUGAUUCUCAUCGUCCGAGUACAGAGAGAAUGUAAAUUUCACGUCGUAUCAAAUCGAAUGUCGCACGAAAGGCACCGCCGAAGAGAAUUUUCCGAAAGUAUUCAGAGCCACUUUUACACUUUGCAUUCUUUUGUUUACUUUUACUCAAUUGUUGAUUCGUUCAUUUUCGCAUUUUUUCUUUCACACAUAUUCUCUUCAAUUUUCUUUUUCGAAUGGUGUGCAAUGAAAAAUAUUAAUAAACACACUACUUAUUCAUGUUCGAAUUUACAAUUGUUUUUUAUAAUUAAGUAAAAUGGAUUAACAUUUCUUCUCUCGGAAUUUUUUUGUGUUUUAACAGUAAAUAGACAAUAAAAAUUUGCGAUAUGCUCAAUAUUAGAAUAUUGAAAGAUUAAUACUUGCGGGUAUUUUCGCAGGUCUGUUCUUUUUCAGAACUGCACCCUCUCUACCUUUUUUUUCUUUUUCUUCCCCUAAUAUUCGAACAUGUUCAUUUGAUUUCAAAAGUAUAAAUGCAGAAAGUAUAAUUGUAAAAAACAAAUCUCGUACGUUUUUACAUUAAAAAUGUUCGCGAACAUUGUUAUGGUACGAGCUUUUAUGAACGUAUCACAAAAAGGCAAAAUUAGAAGCAAUGUGCCAUAGGAAAAUCUAGGCAUACAGUGAUAGAUCUAGCAGUAUAGAAGAAGAGAGAAAAUAAUGCACUAUUGUGAAGAAAGGAAUAGCAGAAAAUUCCUAAAAUGUCGCCUCUCUCUCUCUUUCUUCUCCGAUACCUGCCGAUACGUGACAUCAGUUACGAUGUGUAUUUGACGUGCGUCGGAAAGUAUAUUUGUUUAGAAUAUAUUUUCAAAGGUCGUGCAUGAACGUCGUUGGCUUUUGAAGUACACGACAUAUACCGGAUCUAUCAUUUUGUGUCUAGCGAGUGAACAGGUGCGACAUUUCUUGUGUGAUUCUUUUGGCUCUUUAGAUUACAGCAGUUCCAUGGCAAUCUUAUUUUAUUUUAGAGGAAAACUGUUUUAUCAAGCAUAACUUGUCGACGUCAACUGCAUUGCUCUGUCAAUAAAUUCUUGUGCUCCUCGACGUAUAUAUAUUGCUGUAUUGCAGUGUUCCACGACUCAUUUAAAUAAAAUUUGCAACUUGAGAGCAUAAACAUGUUCUGCAAGUCUAAUAGUCAUCCAAAAUUGGAAGAUAUAUCGCUAAGUAAAAUGCGUAAGACAUUCAAUGAUCUAUCGCAGUCGACAAUAUUUGGUUCACACAGUUAUGUGAACGAGUGGAUGAAAGUGAUAUCACAGAUACACAAUAACAUAAAAAAACCAGAAACUGACGACAGACAGUACAGAGUUCUUAGACUCGCCAAUGGAUUAAAAAUAUGUUUAAUAAGCGAUCCGACAACUCAUCAAGCCGCCGCUGCGUUGACCAUACAGUUUGGUUACAAGCAGAAUCAUGUAGAAGGGUUUGCCCACUUAUAUCAACAUGUGCUGUAUGCUUCACGUCCAAACAAUGAGUUCGCAAAGUAUGUAAUGAAGAAUUCAGGCAUUAUCGAUAGCCAAACGCUUGACGAAACCACCACGUAUUACUUCGAUAUAAAGGCGGAAAUGUUUAAGCAAGCCUUAGAGCAAUUUGCCGGACUUUUCAAGGCACUGCCCAAAGAGGUCACUGACGAGUACCUCGAAGAGUUAUUACUUGGCAGGAUGUACGAUGAAGACAAGGAAACUCAACAGAUUGUAAAUUACAGAUUAUCGAAGCUAUUUAAAUGGAAUAUAGACUCGACUCAUGAUAUGACGAAAAAUAAAUUCGGCACUAUAUAUACGGCAUAUGAAAAGCCGAUACUCUGCGUUAAGGAUUACUUACAGCUAUUCUUUCCCGUGGAGUACGGUGCGGAUAUUAUGUCAUUGUGCGUCGUGGGCAAAGAAAGCUUAGAUGAUCUUUCUGCCAUGAUAUUGAAAUUCUUCUUCCCGCUACUAAGGAGGCGUUUAUUAAAAUCUUAUCUAUGGCAUGAACCUUCGUGUGAACUUAUACACAAAAUAUGGUGCCGUGAUAUCGCAGUAAAUGAAUCGAGAUUAUAUAUAAUGUACUCUGUGGGUGAUUUGGAUAAAAGAAUGGCGGUUGAGCGUUACUUCGUUUAUUUGCUCACAUACAGAGGCGAGAAAACGUUUGCGUCAGUUUUAGAGUCGAAAGGUUGGAUCACUUGCAUCGAAGCCAUAAGCCACCCCUGCGGCUCGUAUUACAAUUUCAUGAAUAUUGGCAUGAAAUUGACUGAAGAAGGCUUAAAACAUGUCGAUGAUAUUGUCGCAUUGUUAUUUCAAUAUAACAACUUGCUGAGAAAAAGAAUCACGGAGAGAUGGAUGUACAAUGAAUUUAAAGAAAUCCAAGAACUGAAAUUCCGCUAUGAAACAAGGCAAUCAAUUAUGAAUGAUGUUCGAGACAUUAGUCGAAAAAUGUUGUACUGUAUAGACAAAGAGCUACACAACAUUCUUCGCGUCGGUUUUGUGCCCUACGUAUGGAAUAAAAGUAAUUUGGAAUGUAAAAUAUCUCAGUUGUUAAACCCAUUACCACAGAAGAUUAGGAUUUUUGUAAUCGAUAAAAGAACUAAAGGACAUGUACAAGAGGACGAGUUGACGAAUAUUGAACCUGAGUGCUCAAUACUAUACAAAGCCGAGACCAUAUCAAGGGAAAUGUGUACUAAAUGGAUGAAGGCACAUACGGAGUUGAAGUUACCUGCCAGAAACGAGUUUAUACCGACAGUGGCUGGUUUGAAGCCAUAUUCAAUCAUCGAGACACGACCAAAGUUCUAUCCUGCAGCUAUAAAUGCUGAGCCUUUUGCGAGAGUUUGGUAUAAAAGAUGUCCUGAAUUCGAAGCACCAAAAGUUAACACGAUCAUUCAUUUUAUCUGUCCACACGUCUUUGCUAAAGUAAAUAUUCUUCACACCCAUUUUAAUUUUAUGUUUGUCCGGCUUCUUAAAGAAUCUUUGCAUGAUUAUGUAUACGCUGCUGCUUUAGUUGACUUAAAAUGGGAAAUUUAUGCUACUGCCAACGGAAUUCAAAUUGAAAUAAAUGGUUUCGAUAAUAAGCAACAUGUAAUAAUAGAAAAAAUCAUCGACCGAAUGAUCAAUUUCAAGUUAGAUACGGAUAUGUUCAAAGUCGCUAAAGAACGUAAUACGGAGCUUAGCAUUAGCCAGCUCAAGAAAUUCAAGGAAGAUCAACCAUAUAAUCAAGCAGAAGAGUAUCUCUUACACAUGUUGAUCGAUAGGCCGAUGAAGAAGGAAAUAUGGCAGCAAUAUGAGAAAGUAACUUUUGAGACAUUCGACAAGUUCAUAUCGAAGCUUUUCUCUAUGGUAUUCGUGGAGUGUUUAAUACACGGUAACAUAACUCCUGAAGAAGCUAGAAACAUUACUGAGUUAAUCGAGGCUAAACUGAGUGCAAAUGCAAAACGAAUACCAGCCAAGUAUUUAGAGAACAUGUGGCUAAACGAACGUUUUUUCAUAGUUCAAGAACCUGAACAUUUAGUAUUUCAAGCUUAUAAUGAGCACCACUUGAGUUCAAGUACAAAAGUAUUCUACCAAAUUCCUAAGCGAGACAUAAGGACAGACGUGCUCGUGCAAUUCAUACAAAAAAUAAUGGAAGAACGUUGUUAUGAUUGGAUGUCAAAAAACAAAUUAUUAGAUUAUUACAUGCAUUGCGGGAUGCUUACAACAAAAAUUACGCAAGGCUUGACAUUCUUAAUUCAUGGUUCACAUGAACACGUGCAUUUAAAAAUGAACGAAAAAAUCGACGAAUUUAUAGCCGACAUGGCGCAUUACAUAGAACACUUAAGCACAGAGGAUUUCUUGAAGAAAAAGGAUGAAUUUAUUGCAUCACGUUGUUCAAAACCAAAAACAAUGACUGAACUGUCUAAAGCAAUUUGGAAUGAGACUAUAACUAGGAACUAUAACUUUACGCGAAUCCAAGACUCAAUAGAAUGCAUAAAGAAUAUAAUGCCGCAGGAGGUGUAUAACUUUUAUCAGGAAUUCAUAAAUAAAAAGACUCCUAAAAUAUCAGUGCAUAUAACAUCCAUAUAUAAUGACAAAAUGAAGAAAAUGCUCCCAUACAAUCCAAAGGAAGUUACUGUGAUCGAUAGCAUUGAAUGCUUUCAAGGUAUGUUUUCGUCUUUAAAAAAAUAAAGGGCUAUAUAAUAAGGCCACUGUCGAGUCAAACGAAAACAUCAAAAAAAUGCAGAAAGUUCCUUAAAUUUUUAUAUUUAAUUUAAACAAUUAUUUUAUUUAGAUAUUAUA